CGAGCUAAGCGCAAUUGGGCGAAAGACGCGAGCCGCCACCAAGCCAAACCAGAGCACCCCGCCGCCGCGCCAUGGCUUCGCCGUCCCCGUCCUCCUCUUCACCUCUCCACCCGCAGCAUCAACACCAGCACCCUCUUCCCCCGCAUCCCCCCCAGCCCCAGUACCAGUCCCCACCGCCUCCGAUGCCGCCGCCCCCUGCGGCGCCACUCAAAGCUGUCGAUCUGGAGGUCACCGUCGUCUCGGGCAAGCACCUGAAGAACGUCAACUGGCGCCGCGGCGACCUCCGCGCCUACGUCAUCGCCUACCUCGACCCUUCCCGCCGCGUCUCCACCCGCCCCGACGACGUCGGCGGCUGCAAGCCCGCCUGGAACGAGCGCAUCGUCCUCCCUCUCCCACCUCACCUAUCCGCGCACGAUCCGUCGCUGCUCCUCUCCCUCGAUGUCUUCCACUCCAAGCCCUCCGAUUCGCCCAAGCCGCUCGUCGGCUCCGCGCGCUCCCCUCUCCGCGACCUCCUCUUCUCAACGAACCCUAACCCUAGCCCCGAUUCCCCUGCCUCCUCUCUGAUCACCCUCCCGCUCCUCCGUCCCUCCGGCCGCCCGCAGGGGAAGCUCCGGAUCCGCCUCGCUCUUCGAGAGCGUUCCCCGCCGCCCCCUGAGCCGCAGUAUCCGCCUCCUUCCUCCUCCCCCUACUAUUUCCCACCCCCUCCGCCCCCUGCAUACUCGGCCCCGCCUCAAUAUGGCUCGGAACAGUACUACCGUUCCGGUGGGUACUACUCUGCGCCACCGCCACCGCCUCAGUACGAGUACACCGCAGGGCCCUCUGCACCAGUGGAGUACAGCAGGCAAUAUGAUCCUAGAGCGGGGAGUGGGAGUGGGAGGUAUGGAGUAGGCACUGGGGUUGCAGUGGGAGCGGUGGCUGGUGCCCUUGGUGGGCUUGCGAUUGAUGAAGGUGUGAAAUACAAAGAGGAGAAGUCAGCAGAGCGUGUUGAAGAUAAGGUAGCGCCUGCUGGAAGAGACGACGACUCAAGGGGCUACCGUGAGUAUUGAUUAGGAGUUCGUGUGGGUGAGGAUGCACUGUGAGUUGGCCCUUCUCCAUCCCUGCUAAUGUGGGAAUAAGAUUGCAGUGUGAUUUUAUGAUUUGCUAUCUUGUAUAUAUUUUUCUCACUGCUGUGAAUUAUCAUGUUACUUUGCUUUAAUCUUGUGUAUUAUGACAAAUUUGUUGUGUGUCAUGAUGGUUUUAUUAUCACUUCUAAAACUGCACAUGUAACUUAAGGUCCUGUUCUACAAUCUAUCUUUACUGUGUCUGGUGUUUGGC
Messenger RNA from Oryza brachyantha (malo sina), 1314 nucleotides. Its product is annotated as leucine-rich repeat extensin-like protein 3. Bases 72 to 1046 code for a protein of 324 amino acids. The transcript has a single exon. NCBI's taxonomy places the organism in Eukaryota, Viridiplantae, Streptophyta, Magnoliopsida, Poales, Poaceae. The record is from RefSeq and is a predicted model, not a curated record. Gene Ontology annotation, biological process: defense response.